Molecule: messenger RNA, 915 nt
Organism: Impatiens glandulifera
Lineage: Eukaryota; Viridiplantae; Streptophyta; Magnoliopsida; Ericales; Balsaminaceae
Product: BURP domain-containing protein BNM2A-like
Exons: 2
Coding region: 1-915 (304 amino acids)
Source: RefSeq, a predicted model, not a curated record
AUGGUUUAUCGACUUGCUUCUUGGAUUGUUUUCCUUCAUCUACUUCUUUUCAUGUUCUCCCAUGGAAGUUGCCAAUCCAACAAGCUGGAUCCAAGGGUUUUGACCAUAGAUCAAUCGGACAAUCCCGUUAAUAUUGAAAUGGUAGUACAUCGCGAUCACCACCACAAUCAACACGGCCAUCCAAUGACUCAUAUGAAUCAUCAUCAUUACAUGAUGGAUGAUCCAUUGGUAGUAGUGUUUUUCACUUUUGAUGAUCUUAUGGUUGGGAACACAAUUCCAAUCCACUUUCCUAAAAGGGACCCUUCUUCCUCUCCUCAUUUCUUGCCAAGAAAUGAGGCCGAAUCUCUCCCUUUCUCGUCUCAAGAACUUCCUUCCCUCCUUAGAUACUUCUCUUUCUCUCAACAAUCUCCACAAGCCGUAGCCAUGGAAGAAACCCUUAAAGACUGCGAAAGAAACCCCGCCAUGGGUGAGACCAAGUUAUGUGUCACCUCUUUGGAGUCCAUGCUUGAAUUCGCAAGUGGUGUCCUAGGAAUGGAUGUCUCGGACAUCCAAUCCAUAUCCACCAUUCAUCUAACGAAAUCAAACAUCCUUUUCCAAAACUUCACUAUCAUGGAUUUCACUGAGUACUACGCUGCUUCAAAAAUUGUGCCUUGUCAUUCCAUGCCUUACCCUUUUGCGGUGUUCUAUUGUCAUUAUCAAGAGGGCGAAAAUAGGGUGUUUAAGGUCUUGUUGAAGGGUGAAAAUGGAGAUAGAGUGGAGGCUGUUGCGGUUUGCCACUUGGACACUUCCAAAUGGAGCCAAAGCCAUGUGGCAUUUCAGGUGUUAGGAACCGAGCCUGGUUCUUCAUCGGUGUGUCAUUUCUUCCCUGAUGAUCAUCUUGUUUGGAUUCCAUCUACAGUACCAGCUUUGAUUUGA